AUGGUGGACAGGAGAGGACGGGAACAGAUAGAUGAUCAGAAUCGAAAUAAAGAGAUUGUAACUGUUGUCUCCCCUAACCAACCUAAAGACAAUUUAGGGACGAUCUACAAUGGACAGGACAAGACAGGAAAAAAGUGUCACUUUAAAUGUGGAAUGUGUGGCGUGGAUUUCAGUAAGAAUAAAUACCUACAUCAACACGUGGGGAUACAUACUGUUGAUAAACCUUAUAAAUGUGACGUUUGUGGCUCAGUAUUUCGCAUGUUAAAUCACACAAGAACACAUACUGGUGAUAAACCAUACAAAUGUGAUAUAUGUGAUAAGGCAUUUAGACAGAGUUCUCACAUGCGGACCCACAUGAGAACACAUACAGGUGAUAAACCGUGUAAAAUGUGUAAAUGUGAUGUAUGUGAAAAGGAAUUUAGUCAGCGUCCUGACUUAACGAGACAUAUGAGAACACAUACUGGUGAUAGACCUCAUCAAUGUGAUGUAUGUGAUAAAACGUUCACUAGGAAGGAACACUUACGACUACACAUGAGAAUACAUACUGGCGAUCUACCAUUUGCGUGUAAUGUAUGUGGUAGAGGUUUUAAUUAUAAAAUCGACGUUGAACGACACGCAAGCAGGCAUUCUAAAUGUGUUGAAAGACCUUAUAAAUGUGAUAUUUGUGAAAAAGAUUUUAUUCGGAAACAUAACUUACAGAAUCACAUGAGAAUACAUACAGGCGAAAACCCAUAUGAAUGUGAAACAUGUGGUCAAACAUUUAGCCUUUCAAUUUUCUAUGCCAGACAUAUGACAAAGCAUAAUACUGAGAAGGACAAAUUAGUUUAUAAAGAGAUGUUAACAGUUAUCUCCCCUGACCAACGUUCAGACAAUUUAGAGACAUUCAUCGACGAACAGGACAAGACAGAAACAAAUAUGGUUUCUGAUACUGAAAUAUCUUAUGAACAACAUUCAGACAUUUUAAAGACGUUCCAAGGUGGACAGGACAAGACAGAACCAAAUAUAGUUUCUGAUACUGAAAUAUCUCAUGAACAACCGUCUGACAUUUUAAAGACGUUCCACGGCGGACAGGACAAGACGGAACCAAGUAUAGUUUCUGAUACUGAAAUAUCUUAUAAACAACCUUCAGACAUUUUAAAGACGUUCCACGGCGGACAGGACAAGACAGAACCAAAUAUGGUGUCUGAAUCUGAAAUAUCCUAUGAACAACCUUCAGACAUUUUAAAGACGUUCCAAGUCGGACAGGACAAGAAAGAAACAAAUAUGGUUUCUGAUACUGAAAAGAAAAAUAUACUAACAAUCAUCCCUCUUGAUCAGACUAGUACGGACCAACUGAUGAACGAUGCAUAUAAGACCAGGGAAAUGAUUGGUGUUGUUAAUACAAGUGGUAAAGAAUGUCUUGGUAAUGUUUGUGGUAAACUGUGCCAGGGAAAUUCGUGUAAAUUAUGUAAUAAAGGAUUUCGUAAACCUCGGGUCUUAAAGAGUCGCACUAUAAAACCUAAAGGCUAUAAACCUUACAAAUGUGGAGUCUGUGAAGUAGAUUUCACUAGGAAAGAGCACCUAGAAAUGCACAUGAGAACACAUACUGGAGAUAAACCAUACACAUGUUAUUUAUGUGGCAAUACUUAUAGUCGGGGUCAUCACUUACGGCGUCAUAUGAGAUCUCAUACAGGUGAUAAACCAUACAAAUGUGAUACAUGUGAUAAGGCGUUUAGUCAGUCUCACCACAUGCGAAGACACAUGCAGACACAUACAGAUGAAAAACCGUGUAAAAUAUGUAAAUGUGAUUUAUGUGAAAAGGAAUUUAGUCAGCAGUCUCACCUAAGUAGACACAUGAGAACACAUACUGGUGAUAAACCUUAUCAAUGUGAUGUGUGUGAUAAAGCUUUCUGUAGAAAGGAACACUUACAAUCACACAUGAGAACACAUACUGGUGAUAAACCGUUUGCAUGUGAUAUCUGUGGUAGAAGUUUUACUAGUGAAAAGGACAGACGAAGGCAUUUUAAACUUAAUGCGCAUGACGGACCUUAUAAAUGUGAUAUUUGUGAUAAAGAUUUUAUUCGGAAACGAAACUUAAAAGAACACAUGAGAACACAUACGGGAGAAAAAGCAUAUAUGUGUGAGAUAUGUGGUCAAACAUUUAGCAUGUCAAUUUUGUAUGCUACACACGUGACUAAACAUAAUGCUGGUCAAACUUUUUUGUAGUUGAAAAUAGAUGAGAAAUUCAUAUAGCCGUGAUAGGUGAUACUCCAUCCUACAUGAAUAUAUAUUUUUAAAGGAGGAAACUCUACAAAAGUUACAUUUUUGUAUGGACUUACCUUAAUAAACGUUUGAAAAAUAA
Molecule: messenger RNA, 2341 nt
Organism: Mytilus trossulus (common blue mussel)
Lineage: Eukaryota; Metazoa; Mollusca; Bivalvia; Mytilida; Mytilidae
Product: zinc finger protein 420-like
Exons: 2
Coding region: 1-2205 (734 amino acids)
Source: RefSeq, a predicted model, not a curated record